This is a messenger RNA of Trichoderma aggressivum f. europaeum, 543 nucleotides long. RefSeq lists its product as uncharacterized. The transcript has 3 exons. Lineage: Eukaryota; Fungi; Ascomycota; Sordariomycetes; Hypocreales; Hypocreaceae. The record is from RefSeq and is a predicted model, not a curated record. Bases 1 to 543 code for a protein of 180 amino acids.
AUGGUUUUCACGGUAGAGAUGGCAUCGAACUCGUCAUUUUCUUCUCUUCUGGCGGAAUUCUGCAACAUGGAGCAGUUUGAACCAGAGGCGCCCCGGGAAGAUGUUUUGCAGCAUGGAGAAGAGAUGCAGGAUGUGAUGAUGGCCUCUAUGCAGCAAGAGGAUGCCUCUCAGGAAACCGGACAGCCUUGUGAAAAGGUAGAGCAAGGGAGCAAUGGUGUAGAGGAGCGCACAAAUAAGGAGCCUCACGUCGAAUGCACACCGGUGAAGGAUGAGGGUGAGGGGACAUGGCAGGGACAAUGGGAGACGGUAUUUCCUAAGAGCAAGGCCGUCGCGAGAGAUCUGUGGUAUGGGGUGAAAGGCCUCGGACAGAGUCUGCUUCAAAGCUCACAUUCGAACUAUUCUAGUACAACGGAACAGCCUGCGCCUGCAAAGCGACGAGGAUGCCGUGGGGGGAGAAGACGGAAGAGCCGGAAAGAAUCAGAGGAAGACGAUUGGGUCGUUGUUGCGGACGAUUUCGACAUUUUGGUUUUCCUGGAUGAUUAG